CCAACGUGGCAGUUUAUCCCACCAGAAGGAUUCCUCCAACGUGGUAGAGAUUCCUCCAACUUGGAAACUUGUGUUUGUGUGUGCUUUCACCUGCAAAUUAUUUCACCACCCUCACGUAGCUUGGACUAAAAACAAACAAAAAAAGAGAAAACUGGUCUUACUUAUGAGUUGGUGUUAGGGAGACGCUUGCGUGCCCGCGUUUCCUGCAUGCUUGCGUGCCUGACCCCCUGCUCAUUGGCCUGCCUGCCUGCCAGCCUGCCAGCUUGUCUGCCAGCUUUGCGCUCUCUCUUCAUGGCCGCUGCUCGUUUCACCGCCGCACAGGUUCUAGAGCAGAUUUUUUUAAGCCAAUCUAAUGACGACUCUGAACCAGAAGAGGAAUCUGAGGAAGACGUGUCAAGUGAAGAAGAGAAAGAAAAAGGAGAAGCAGAAGAAGCAGAUACAGCAGGACCAGAAACAGAUGAAGGACAAAAAGACAGCGAGGGAUGUGAUCUAAGGCUGGACACUUCAGAUGAAGAAGUUGAUGAUGAAGAAUAUAAUGAUGAUGAUGAUGAUGAUGAUGAUGAUGUUGAUGAUGAAGAUGAUGAUGAAAUAAUAGAAAAUGUGCAAAGACUGGAGCAAAUAGAACUCGAGGAUGAGGAUGAAGAAGAAGAAAAAGAAGAAGAAGAAGAUAAAACUUUUAUCUCUAAAGACGGGAAAAUAAAAUGGUCCUCCGCUGUGUUUCGCAAUGGCGAGGAAGCGAGGAACGUCCCUCUUAGUCCUCUUUCUGCCCAGGGACCCACAGAGUACGCGGCGGCUCAGGCGGUCGACUUUGAAUCGACCUUCCGCAUGUUUGUGACCCCGGCGGUGGAAAGGAUCGUCCUGGAGAACACCAACCUGGAGGGCUCUCGAAAGCUCGGGAGCGCCUGGAAGGGCAUGGACGAGGUCGACCUGCGAGCCUACUUGGGCCUCCUGAUUUUGUCCGGCGUCUACAGGUCCCGAGGGGAGGCCGUGGCCAGCCUGUGGGACGCCGAGAGCGGCAGGGCCAUUUUUCGCGCCACGAUGUCGCUCAAGGUGUUUCACGCUUACUCGAAGCUGUUGCGUUUCGACGAUCGCCAAACUAGACCCGCCAGGCGAGCGACGGACAAACUGGCAGCCGUGAGAGAGGUCUGGGACGCGUGGGUGGAGCGGCUGCCCAGCCUCUACGACCCGGGUCCUAACGUGACGGUGGACGAGCAACUGGUACCUUUCAGAGGUCGUUGCUCUUUCAGACAGUACAUGCCUAGCAAGCCAGCAAAAUACGGCCUCAAGUUUUGGGUGGCGUGCGACGCCAAGUCCAGCUACGCUUGGAAGAUGCAGCUUUACACAGGCAAGCCAGGAGGAGGAGGAGGAGGAGGAGAAAAGAGAGCUUCUGAAAAAAAGCAGGGCCAGCGGGUCGUGCUGGACGUCACAGAAGGGCUCCGAGGGUCAAGUUGA
Betta splendens (Siamese fighting fish) is the source of this 1452-nucleotide messenger RNA. RefSeq names its product nucleolin-like. The record is from RefSeq and is a predicted model, not a curated record. Lineage: Eukaryota; Metazoa; Chordata; Actinopteri; Anabantiformes; Osphronemidae. The coding region runs from base 208 to 1452 and encodes 414 amino acids. The transcript has 3 exons.